Osmerus eperlanus (European smelt) is the source of this 2305-nucleotide messenger RNA. It is a transcript of the gene sfxn5a, whose product is annotated as sideroflexin 5a. NCBI's taxonomy places the organism in Eukaryota, Metazoa, Chordata, Actinopteri, Osmeriformes, Osmeridae. Bases 76 to 1197 code for a protein of 373 amino acids. Gene Ontology annotation, molecular function: monoatomic ion transmembrane transporter activity; citrate transmembrane transporter activity. The transcript is spliced from 14 exons. Gene Ontology annotation, biological process: mitochondrial transmembrane transport; monoatomic ion transport; citrate transport. The record is from RefSeq and is a predicted model, not a curated record. Gene Ontology annotation, cellular component: mitochondrial inner membrane.
UUAUACUCCUAAUCAAGCGUGCAUAUGCUUCAUGGGAAAUGUAGUCAGUGUUCCUUAGUUGCUUGAAUAAAAUACAUGAAUGCUGGAAGAAAAGAACUACAUUACCUAGCCGACAGCGAAGCUAUACGGUUUACAAUUUCUGACGAGGGUUCCAAAAUUCGCUACAUUGUAAACAACUCAAUCUGCCUGACAGCACAUGCACAACUUCACGCUACAAUGCAAGAAUCCGCUGAAUGUUAUCCAGUAUUCCAGUAUGACAAGUGCCGUUUCGACCAGAGCACGUUUGUUGGCAGAUUCAGACACUUCCUGGAUGUGAUUGACCCCAGGACCCUGUUUGUGUCAGAGAAACGUCUUCAGGAGUGUCUGGAUCUCCUAGACCGUUUCAAUCAUGGAACUCUCCCUACAGGGGUGACCAACGCCCAGCUUUGGCAAGCUCAAAAGAUAAAACAGGCCAUCCUCCACCCUGACACUGGGGACAAGAUCCUCAUGCCCUUUCGGAUGUCAGGUUAUAUACCUUUUGGCACACCAGUGGUGAUAGGUCUCCUCCUACCCAACCAGACCCUGCUGUCCUCCAUCUUCUGGCAGUGGCUGAACCAGAGUCACAACGCAUGUGUCAACUACAGCAACCGCAACGCCACCAAGCCGACUCCCAUCUCCACGUUCUGCGUGGGCUACGUUGGCGCGGUGACCAGCGCAGUCUCCAUUGCUGUGGGGUUGAAGGUCCUGGUGCAGAGAGCCGACAAGUUCGGCCCAGCCACUCGCGUUCUGCUCCAGAGGUUCAUCCCUUUUCCUGCUGUGGCCGGUGCAAAUGUGUGUAACGUGCUCCUCAUGCGCCACUCGGAGCUGUCGGAGGGCAUCAGUGUGUUGGACGACAGCGGGAAGGUGGUGGGCACCUCCAAACUGGCUGCCAGGCACGCCCUUCUCGACACGGCACUCACCAGAGUGGUCCUGCCUAUGCCUAUCCUCCUGCUGCCCCCCGUCAUCAUGGCCAUGCUAGAGAGGUUCCCCCUCCUCCAGAAGCACAGGAGACUGGUGCUUCCCAUCCACAGUGUGGUGUGUCUGGGAGCCUUCAGCCUGGCGCUGCCCCUGGCCAUCAGCCUCUUCCCUCAGAUGUCUCAGAUCGAUGUGUCACGACUAGAGCCGGACAUUGCCAUGGCGACUGAUUGUAAGAGCGUGACCUACAAUAAAGGGCUGUGAUUGGUAUGUUGGCUGCCCGGGUCACUAGCAACCAUGCCCCGGUGGAGCCAUGUGACCAGCCAGACUCGGCCUGCGCCUCCCAGUGCUGCCCAGUUAACCACACAGCUGACGGGCCUCACAGUGUGACUGGGGACGGGGGAGUUUUACAAACGCUUGCUAGGGAAGGGUGUGAAAUACAGAGAAAGGGUGUACUAUUGCUACUACUGCAGCUGUAUUGGUGAGAUGUUUGCAAAGUGGUCCUUUGAACAUUUACAGAUCUACAGAUCAUUGACUAGGAUUUUGAAUCAGAUGUACUCCGACUUUAGUGAACUCUAAAUAAACCACAUUUGCAGCGUUUAAUUUGUCAAAGGAUGUGCAAAUAUUUUCUGAUAAUCUUCUUUAGUAAUGCCCUUAGGAUUAUCUCGGCCUGGUGUUUAGUUAUGUAAUCAUACUUGAUUCAUUUACAUUUUCCACUUGAUGUCUUAUCUGCACUACUAUCAUAAGUUUGUUUACCUGGUUGUCAAGGGAACAUGGCACGGUUGUUGGUUGUGCGGGGCAACGUGACAAGUCGCCACAGGCUUGCCUAUUAGAGAACAGUAGAUGUGCCUCCCUUGCAAGGCAAAUAAAAACAAUCUGUUCUCAAACAUACGUAUUCCUGGCAGAAUGUUAUACUCUAGAAGGUAAACAACUUCUCGCUCGUUGCUUUCGACUGAAAACCCUUCGUCUAUAAUGUAUAUAUUUCUCUUCCUCCUCCCUCUCUCUCCCUCUAUCUCUCUCCCUUUCCUAACUAGCUCUCCCUCCUUCACCUGUGUCCUCCCGACCCUCCUGUGUCUCUCCUCUGGGCUUGCUUUGUUCUCUGCAUUCCUCCCUCUAGUCUCUCCAUCCCCCGUCUCUCCUGUCUGCUGACUCAGGAGAUGGUCUCUGCGCUCGGGGAGAGGAGUGUGACUGGGGGUAAUUGUUUUCUAUCAGCGGCUCUGAGAGGUGUGGCCCCUCGUUAGGCACACUGCCAGAGCCUCACCUGCUAACUCAGCUUGGUGGGGAGGGCAGGGUGAUGUCAUCAUGGGAGGUGGACAAGUGUGGAUAUCUCACCUGGAACCAUACGUUUAGGACAGUGAUAUCUCACCUGGAA